AUGAAAUUAAACACAGAAUAAUUGUCUGAAAUUAAGCAAGAAUUAAAGAAAUUCUCUUCAGCUCCUAUUCAGAAGUCAUACUAAUUGAUAGCUUAAGUAUAUAAAAGUCAAUAUGAAUUAUAAUCUGUGAUUGAAAGCCAAAUCACUAAAAGUUUUGUUAGAAUUGGAUAAAAGAAAUAUACAGAUGAAGAUGAUGAAAAAUACUCAAAAUCUAUUAAAAUAUGUCGUAAAUUAGUCAAAUAAUGGAAAUCGGUCAUUAUUUCUAAUGAUGUAAGUACAAAUAAUGAAGCAAACGAAGAUGUUUAAAAAAGUCAAUAAAAAUAAAAACCUUCCAAAAAUAAUGAGCCAUUUAUUCAAAAAAAAUUUAAAACUGUUGAUUAAAAAUAGGAAACUAUUGUUGUGUCAGCAAAGAACUCAAAUAAUACAAAAUCUAAUUAUAGAGAAAAUCAAAAUGCUUCAAGUGAACAAGUGCAGGAAGACAAAAGAAAAAAAGCAAUUGAAGGAUUAAAAAAAUAUUUUUAGUUACAAACUAAAAAUGAACAUAUAGAAGAGGCUAAAAAAAUUGAAUAAACAAUUUAUGAUCUGUAUAAACAUUCUGUCCUGAUAUAUAUGGAUAAAGUGAAAUGCAUCGUAAGAAUGAUUGAUAGAGAUUCAGAAUUCAGAGAAAAAUUAUUAAAAGGAGAAUUUAAUCUUACAUCUGAAAUAACAAAUUUAAAAUGA
Paramecium octaurelia is the source of this 720-nucleotide messenger RNA. The record is from the annotation of a GenBank genome assembly. Lineage: Eukaryota; Ciliophora; Oligohymenophorea; Peniculida; Parameciidae.